Messenger RNA from Candida tropicalis MYA-3404, 3171 nucleotides. RefSeq names its product histone methyltransferase (gene SET1). The coding region runs from base 1 to 3171 and encodes 1056 amino acids. The transcript has a single exon. The record is from RefSeq and is a predicted model, not a curated record. Gene Ontology annotation, cellular component: Set1C/COMPASS complex. Lineage: Eukaryota; Fungi; Ascomycota; Pichiomycetes; Serinales; Debaryomycetaceae. Gene Ontology annotation, molecular function: protein binding; histone H3K4 methyltransferase activity.
AUGUCAUAUAGCUAUAGAGGUGGUCGUGGUGGAUAUAGUAAUCGUGGCUACCGUGGAGGCGGUACUGGAAGUAGUAGCAGCAGUAGUGCUGGUGGUGGCCGUGGUGGAGCAAAUGGGAGUGGAUAUAGAGGAGGAUACAGAUCAAGCAGACCGGGUCAGAAAGAGGAUAGAUAUACUAUUGGUGGGAUGCUUAAACUCAACAAAGGUGCCCAUUAUGAAUCAAGCGAUAAUAGAUAUAUUCCAAAUGAAUUAGGUUCCCGGUCACCAGAAGUAAAAUCAAACAAAGUACAUACAAAUGAUGGAAAUAUCACAUCUGGCUUCAACACUCCAGUCUCGGGGUCUGACAAUAAAGUAUUAACUCCUAUAUCAACAACAACCCUGGUACCUGGAAGUGAUAAAGAUACAGGAAUAAAUGAAAAGGAUUCCGAAUUUGCAAAAUUAUCUCAUCAUUCAGAUUUCACAGAUUUACUCCCAUCAUCACGACCAGUUGAUCCUAGAAAGAAUUUCAAACUUUUAUAUGACAUUGAAGCAUCUAAAAAUGAUAAAAAACUACAUUCUAAGAAAAUUCGAUACAAUGGAGAAGGUAUACAUCGUCAUGAAGUCACUGAUCCCCGAUUAAGUAACAUAAAUUUGUACUUGACCAAACCUAAUAAGAAAUCUAAGAAAUUCCCUUAUAGACAAUUACCCCAACCUAAGAUAGUAUAUGACAAAGAUUCAAUAGGAUACCCUCCAAUGGCCACCAUUGUAUUAUGGGAUUUACCAAUAUCAGCAACUGAAUUAUAUUUGAGGAAUUUCCUUGUGAGAUAUGGAGAUGCAAUUGAAGCACUUGAAUUCAAGACCGAUCCAACUACAGCCGUGCCACUCGGUGUAGUUACUUUUAAAUUCAAAGGUACACCAGAAGUUGCCGCAAGUUUGGCCAAAAAAUUUCUCAAGAUAGUACAGAAUGAAGAACCCAAAAUCGAUGGAGUUCCCUUGAAAGCACGUUUAAAUGAUAAUGAGAAUUUAUUAUUGAGCAAAAAGAUAGAAAAUGCAAGACAUAAGUUAUUGCAACAACGCUUGAAAAGAGAAGAAGAGGAAAAGAAGAGACAUCAAAAAAUACUUGAGGAACAAAAGAGACAAGAACUUUUAAAGAAAAAACAGGAAGAGGAGCAGAAGAAACAAGAAGAGGCCAAGAAGAAAGCUGAACUGGAUUCAAUUAUAGCCAAAAAUAGUGUUGUAUCCACUAGAAAUAAAAACUUGAUCUACAAACCAAAUUCAACAGUACUUUCCAUUAGAAGAAAGCAUAAAAUAGUUCAAGGAGUUAUAUUACCUAAAGAUUUGGAGAAAUACAUCAAGAAUCGACCAUAUAUAUUGAUACAUGAUAAACAUGUUCCAACCAAAAAGAUUUCGUCACAAGAUAUCAAGAGAUUUCUCAAGAAAUAUGAUUGGACAAGGGUUUUGUCUGACAAAACUGGAUUCUAUAUUGUAUUCAAUUCGCUUAAUGAAUGUGAAAGAUGUUUCUUGAACGAGGACGCUAAAAAGUUUUUUGAGUAUAAAUUGGUUAUGGAAAUGGCAAUUCCAGAAGGUUUCUCACCAAAUGGUAGAGAGAAUGAGUCUAAAUCAAUCAGUGAUAUUUUUGAUGAAGCGACAAAUGUGUUAAUUAAAGAAUUCCAGACAUUUUUGGCCAAAGAUAUUAGAGAGAGAAUCAUUGCUCCAAAUAUUUUAGAUUUAUUGGGCCAUGAACAUUAUCCAAAAUUAGUCGAGGAGUUAAAAGCACAAGAACAAGCAUCUAAACCCAAAGUUCUAGUAUCAAACAAUAAUUUAAAGCAAAAUGCAUUAUCUAUUCUUGAAAAACAACGACAAGAACUUCAAGAGAGGUUGAAGAAAAGAAAGAAGAAAAACCAGAUCAUUCCAAUGCAACAUGCUCUUGAUAUUGACAGUGAGUCCGAGAUUGAAUCCGAAGACGAGGAAGAAGAAGAAGACGAAGACGAGGAAGAGGAAGAAGAGGAUGUUGAAGGAGAAGACAACGUCAGUGCGUCUGUUUCACCAGUCGAUCAAUCAUUAAAACGAGAACGAAGCUCGACUAUCACAAGCGUGGAGGAUGAGCAAGAACAUAUUUCCAAAAAGAUUAAAAUUGAGGAAAAAGAAGAUAUUGUUUCUGAUGAAGAAAUGGAAGAUGCUCAAGUCAAAGAAGAAGCUAUUGUUCCUGUUAAGGAAGAAGAAAUUGACAGUAAAUAUAAGCCAACAGAAGGUGAACCACAAACUGUUUAUCCUGAGUUUGUGUCGUCUGGUGUAUUUGAUUUGGAUGAGUUGAAAGGAUCCAUUAAGGAUGACGAAGAUUUGAAACUUGCUGAAGAAGUGUUGGCAGGAAUUGAACCCUUGGGUAAUAAGAAUAUUGAUUACUGGUCAUGGAAAUUGAAGGAUACCAAGAGUACAGAAGAAAUUGCUGAAGAGGUUGAGAAUAUUGAAGAAUUGCCAGCAAACUUGGAAUCGACAACAGGAGCUUUCAAAAGUGAAGGUUAUAAGAAGAUCCCUGAUCCUGAUAAAAUUGGAUAUUUACCACACCGUAGAAAAGCGGAUAAACCAAUCAAGACAAUUCAAUAUGAGGAUGACAAUGAUGAGAAAGGUAAUGAUAAUUCCAAUGCAGUUCAAAGUUCACGUGUUAAUAGAGCUAAUAAUAGAAGAUUUGCAGCUGAUAUCACAGCACAGAUUGGAACUGAAUCAGAUGUAUUGAGUUUGAAUGCGUUGACAAAGAGAAAGAAACCAGUUACUUUUGCUAGAUCUGCAAUUCAUAAUUGGGGGUUGUAUGCAUUGGAACCAAUUGCUGCUAAAGAAAUGAUUAUUGAAUAUGUCGGAGAACGAAUUAGACAACAAGUUGCUGAGCAUAGAGAAAAAAGUUAUUUGAAAACAGGUAUUGGAUCUUCAUAUCUUUUCAGAAUUGAUGAAAAUACAGUUAUUGAUGCUACCAAAAAGGGAGGUAUUGCUAGAUUCAUUAAUCAUUGUUGUAGUCCUAGUUGUACAGCCAAGAUCAUCAAAGUUGAAGGUAUCAAAAGAAUUGUCAUUUAUGCAUUGAGAGAUAUUGAGGCCAAUGAAGAACUAACUUAUGAUUAUAAAUUUGAAAGAGAAACCAAUGAUGAAGAACGUAUUAGAUGUUUGUGUGGAGCACCUGGCUGUAAAGGGUAUUUGAAUUAA